AUGCCAACAAUUUACCGUUCCCCAUAUCCAGAUCUGGAUAUCAAAUCAGUGGAUUUGGUCUCUUACUUGUUCUCUAAUCCUUUCAACGCACCCCUGGACCGUCCCAUAUAUAUCAAUGCUGACUCAGGAGAGCAAUAUACUCUCGGAGAUGUGAUCCAGCGUACACGCUCUCUGUCCAACGGGCUCCGGCAAAGUAUAGGGGUUAAGCCCAGCGAUGUCGUGGCAUUGUUAAGUCCCAACACAAUCGAUUACCCUGUGGUAUGCCAUGCAAUUAUCGGCUCUAGAGCAAUUGUUGCUCCGACCAGUGCAGCUUUGACGGCAUUUGAGCUUAACGCUCAGCUCAAGACCAGCGGGGCCAGAUUCAUCAUCGUCCAUUCAUCUUUGCUGGGGACUGCUCAAAAGGCAGCCAAGGGAACAUCUGUCGAGAACAUUGUCUUGAUAGAUGGCCAAGCACCAAUCAAUGGUCAACCUACAUGCAAUCAUCUCGCCAGCACAUUUGCCCCCGGUGAUUUCCUCACUAUCGAUCCGGCCGAGGCAGAUCGCCAACCCACAUUCAUCUGCUUUUCGUCUGGAACAUCAGGUGCAGCCAAGGGUGUCAUUACAACGCACCAGAACAUCACCUCAAACCUCCAGCAAUGGCGCCACCAAAUGAUAGAAUCUGGUCUUCCCUCCCAGCGACCAACAAGACAAUCCGCCAUUGCAUUCCUGCCAUUCAGCCAUAUCUACGGCCUCAACCUGUUCAUCUGCCAGAGUUUGAUGUGGGGCACAACUGUAGUCAUCAUGCCAAAGUUCGACCUCGAUCUAUACCUCAGUUGCAUCCAGAAAUACCGACCAGACGAGUUGGCAGUGGUACCGCCCAUUGCCCUGAUGUUGGUUAAAGACCCACGGGUCUCCAAGUACGAUUUAAGUAGCGUGCGCAGGAUCAUGUCUGCCGCCGCACCGCUCACAAUCGAAUUAUCGUCCGCCCUCGAAGCCAAGUUCAAGGAGAUUUCAAACACAGAGGUAUUCUGUACCCAGUCAUGGGGUCUGACAGAGACCUCACCAAUGGCGACAGCCGUCCCAAAUGACCGCAUGGAUAAGCGGAGCACGGGGGUGGGCUGUAUUGUGCCGAACAUGCAGCUCCGCUUUGUGGAUCCCGAGUCGAUGAAAGAUGCAGCCGUCACAUCUGACGGGUCCACAGAGCCUGCGGAGAUUUGGUGUCGUGGUCCGAACGUGGUGAUGGGGUAUUAUAACAACGACGAAGCGACGAAAGACGCAUUCCAUGUGGACGAGGAUGGAUCGAGGUGGUUCCGCACGGGUGAUAUCGGCACUAUCGAUGGAGAUGGGUACGUCACUAUCCAUGAUCGCAUCAAGGAGAUGAUCAAGUACAAGGGACUGCAGGUCAUCCCUAGUGAGUUGGAGGGAAAGCUGGUCGAUCACCCCGACGUGGAGGAUGCGGCUGUGACUGGAGUGUGGGUCGAUGACAGGGCCACUGAGCUGCCGGUUGGUUUUGUGGUUUUGAGUCGUCAGGCUAAGGACAGGGAUCAGAAGGCUGUCCUUGAUGGGAUCCACGCGUGGCUGAAUGAGCGCAUUGCCAACCAUAAGCGUCUGCGUGGGGGUAUCCAUGUCUUGUCGCAAAUUCCCAAGUCGCCUAGUGGGAAAAUUUUGCGUAGACAGUUGAGGGAUUUGCUAAAGAGUCAAGCGCCUAAAGCUCGUCUGUGA
Penicillium samsonianum is the source of this 1701-nucleotide messenger RNA. Its product is annotated as acyl--CoA ligase. Bases 1 to 1701 code for a protein of 566 amino acids. The record is from RefSeq and is a predicted model, not a curated record. Gene Ontology annotation, biological process: secondary metabolic process. Gene Ontology annotation, molecular function: CoA-ligase activity. NCBI's taxonomy places the organism in Eukaryota, Fungi, Ascomycota, Eurotiomycetes, Eurotiales, Aspergillaceae. The transcript has a single exon.